AUGUUAACUUGCGCGCACCACACUCUGCCCUCGUUUGCAGGCUGCGGCCCUACUACUGGUGUUAGCGACAGCGACGUGCCGGUGUGUGCCGCCGUCGGACGGCGCCAACAUCCUGGCCAUCUUCGCCGAGAGAGCCGGAGCCACUGGAUCGUGUUCCGGGAGAUGCUGGUCGAGCUGGGCAGGAGGGGCCACCACCUCACCAUGCUGGCGCCCUUCGAGGAGCAGCACGAGAACUGGGAGCUCCUCAAAAUGGCGGACCCACAAAUGGAUCAUAGAAGAAUCAACUUUCUCGUCUUUGAGAAGAUUCCGACCAUACUGCAGCUGAUGUUUCUUUUCUACAUCAGCGUGGGCCACUGUCGCAAGAUUAUGGGGGACGCGGCAGUGCAGACUUUACUCCAGUCGCAAGACAGGAAGUUCGACCUCAUCAUAUUCGAGACCUUAGUUCAGGACUGCCUCCUCGGUUUCGCGCACAAAUUCAAGGUGCCGGUCGUCGCUGCGUCGCCCAUAGCCGGCGGCAGCUCCUGGAUAAACGACAUGAUCGGCAACCCUUACCCCCUGGCCUACGUGCCCGAAACCGCGGUGCCCUACACCGGAAACAUGAACCUGUUCCAGCGGGCGAACAACGUCCUCACCGCCUCCGUGUACAGAUUCUGCCGCCGCUUCUUUUACCUCCCGUCUAUGGACAAAAUAGCCCGAGAGCACUUCAAAGACCCCACCAUGCCUGCGUUGGCCGACCUGGAGCAUAACACGUCCCUCAUCUUAAGCAUUUCGCACUUCAGCUUCCAUCACGUGAAGCCUAUGCUGCCAAACAUGGUUGAAGUUGCGGGGAUGCACAUCAAACCUCCUAAGAAACUUCCGCAGGAUCUCCAAACGUUCAUGGAUGCUGCAAGGGAUGGUGUGAUAUACUUCAGUCUGGGUAGCAACGUAAGAAGCGUGGACCUUCCGGAGGACUACAGGAACAUUUUCUUCAGUGUAUUCUCCAAACUGAAAACGAAGGUCCUCUGGAAGUUUGAAGUGGACUCUUUCCCUAAUAUGCCAGCCAACGUUAAGAUUGGUAAAUGGUUUCCUCAGAGCGAUAUACUAGCUCAUAAAAACUUAAAGUUCUUCAUGACUCAUGGUGGCAUGAUGAGUUUGCAAGAAUCUCUUUAUAAUGGAGUUCCUUUACUUGGAUUUCCUAUAUUUGGAGACCAAACACGAAAUCUACUCAAAGGACAGGAGAACGGAUAUGCAAUUAUGCUCAAAUUUUCAAACUUGACAGAAGACUCGUUGGGAUGGGCAGUAAACGAAAUGCUCACAAAUCCAAGCUACAUGGAGAACGCUAAAAAGUACUCUAGACUGUUCCACGACCGGCCGGAGAAACAGUUGGACACGGCUGUCAAUGCUGUAGAGUACGUACUGCGGCACGGGAGGGGCGCGCCACAUGCGGUCGGCGGCGCUGGACGUGGCGUGGUACCAGCACCUGCUGCUAGAUGUCCUCCUCUUCCUGCUGGCGUGCGCGGCGGCGGCUGUAGCGAAGGCCAUCGCGAGGGUUAUUUCCAGGAGGAGUGGCUCAGCUCUCAGCAAAGAGAAAUGCUCUAA
Molecule: messenger RNA, 1578 nt
Organism: Schistocerca cancellata (South American locust)
Lineage: Eukaryota; Metazoa; Arthropoda; Insecta; Orthoptera; Acrididae
Product: UDP-glucosyltransferase 2-like
Exons: 5
Coding region: 1-1578 (525 amino acids)
Molecular function (GO): UDP-glycosyltransferase activity
Source: RefSeq, a predicted model, not a curated record